AUGGCGGAAGAUGGCUUCUAUAUUCUUCGAGCUACCUUGUGCUGGCUGCCUGUCUUCGAGGCCGUGCACGCGCUGCUGUUUUGGAUUUCAAAGCGGAUCCAUGGUCCCGAGGUCAAAGUCGUUCAUCACGAGUGGGCGAACCUGCUUAUCUCGGUCAUGCAGGCCAUGGUCUCCGGAGUCAUCGGUGCUUACGCCUUGAUGUACGAGGAGCCCUUUGCGAGCACUGCGGCCAAGGUUUUCCGGUUCGAGAUGCCUACUGACACGGUGCACGGCUAUUCUGCAACUUUGCAGCAGGGGCUGCCAUUUAUCUGCGCCUACUUUGCCUACGACCUCCUGAACAUGGUGCUGUUUGUGAGCAGUGAGGCCCUCAUGGUGGCACACCACAUCCUUUGUCUGCUGGUUUGGCCUGUGAGCUUCCACUACAGAGCUGGAUACUUGAGGCCGCACCCAGUCUAUGGUGGUGGGAAGCCCCUUUUUGGCAGCGAUCCUUCAUAUUGCCUACGGCUAAGUGCGAUUUGCGGAAACGUGCGCGAGCUUCACCAGGAGCUUCGCAUGUGCAAGAAUACAGGCAAAGGGGCACCAAGGGUGGGCAAAAAGGGCGACAUACUAACAUAA
Symbiodinium natans is the source of this 615-nucleotide messenger RNA. The record is from the annotation of a GenBank genome assembly. Lineage: Eukaryota; Dinophyceae; Suessiales; Symbiodiniaceae.